This is a messenger RNA of Solea senegalensis (Senegalese sole), 3347 nucleotides long. RefSeq names its product spermatogenesis associated 20 (gene spata20). The transcript is spliced from 16 exons. NCBI's taxonomy places the organism in Eukaryota, Metazoa, Chordata, Actinopteri, Pleuronectiformes, Soleidae. The record is from RefSeq and is a predicted model, not a curated record. Bases 17 to 2473 code for a protein of 818 amino acids. Gene Ontology annotation, biological process: carbohydrate metabolic process.
CACUGUGGGGGGGAUUAUGAUGUUAGCACUGACAUGGCGUCGCUCAGCGUCCAGAAGUAGUCGCAUCGAGCCCGCACGCUUUUUAGCUGCGGUUGUCUCAGGAGCGGACUGUUCGCAUUUGAGCACAAGGGGCAACAGAAGAAGGUGUUUAGGGCUAAUUAACCCACCACCACCACAAGGCGACAAACCUCGUAUCCUCCAUCCGCAGCCAGCCUGGUCCCUCAGCUCCUCUUUCUCCAUGAGCAUGGCUUCAGGGGGUGAAGGUCCAUCAUCCACUCCCCACAAACACACCAACAGGUUAGCCAACGAGAGGUCGCCCUACCUGCUCCAACAUGCACACAAUCCCGUUGACUGGUAUCCAUGGGGACAAGAUGCGUUUAACAAAGCCAAGAAUGAAGACAAACCUAUAUUUUUAUCAGUGGGCUACUCGACGUGCCACUGGUGUCACGUUAUGGAGAGGGAGUCCUUCGAGGAUGAGGAAAUUGGAAAAAUCCUUAGCGACAACUUUGUCUGCGUCAAAGUAGACCGAGAGGAGAGACCAGACGUGGACAAGGUCUACAUGACCUUUGUACAGGCAACACAUGGAGGUGGAGGGUGGCCCAUGAGUGUGUGGUUGACCCCUGAACUGAAACCUUUCAUUGGAGGCACCUACUUCUCUCCUAGAGACCAUAGAGGACGACCUGGACUCAAGACAGUCCUCAACAGAAUCACUGAACAGUGGCAGAAUAAUCGUCCUGCUUUGGAGUCCAGUGGGGAGAAGAUCCUGGAAGCUCUGAAGAAGGGCACGGCCGUCGCUGCAAAUCCUGGAGAGAGUCUGCCACUUGCCCCAGAUGUUGCCAACCACUGCUUUCAGCAGUUGGUCCAGUCCUACGAGGAGGAGUACGGAGGCUUCAAAGUCGCCCCCAAGUUCCCCACACCAGUAAAUCUGAUGUUCCUCAUGUCGUACUGGUCCGUGAAUCGCUCCACCUCGGAGGGCGUGGAGGCUCUGCAGAUGGCCUUGCACACGCUCCGCAUGAUGGCUCUGGGAGGCAUCCAUGACCACGUGGCACAGGGAUUUCAUCGUUACUCCACCGAUUCCUCGUGGCACGUUCCACACUUUGAAAAAAUGCUGUAUGACCAAGCUCAGCUGGCCGUAGCCUACAUCACUGCCUCCCAGGUGUCGGGAGAGCCGCUCUUUGCCGAUGUGGCGAAGGACAUCCUCCUCUACGUCUCCAGGGACCUGAGCCACGAGUCCGGGGGCUUUUACAGUGCGGAGGAUGCAGACUCUGUCCCGGCAUCUGGUGGACCAAACAAGCGAGAGGGCGCGUUCUGCGUCUGGACAGCUUCUGAAGUCCGGGAACUUUUGCCAGAUGUGGUGGAGGGCGCCACUGCAGCUGCCACCCAGGCAGACAUCGUCAUGCACCACUAUGGGGUCAAGGAGCUGGGCAAUGUCGCUCCAGAGCAGGACCCUCACGGGGAGCUGCAAGGCCAGAAUGUGCUGAUCGUGCGCUAUUCCGUGGAGCUAACAGCUGCUCGCUUUGGCAUCGGCGUGGAGAAGGUGAACGAGGUCCUGGCCUCGGCGAGAGCCAAACUGGCAGAAGUGAGGGAGAGCCGGCCACGCCCACAUCUGGACACGAAGAUGUUGGCGUCCUGGAACGGCCUGAUGCUUUCUGCCUAUGCCCGUGUUGGAGCUGUGCUGGGGGACAAUUCUCUGCUAGAAAGGGCCGUGCAAGCUGGUAACUUCCUGAAAGAGCACCUGUGGGACGCUGAGCGAGAGACCGUCCUCCGGUCCUGUUACCGUGGAGACCAGAUGGAGGUGCAACAGAUCUCUCCACCCAUCUCUGGCUUCCUGGACGACUACGCUUUCAUCAUCUCGGGCUUGUUGGACCUGUACGAGGCCACGCUGCAGUCGGAGUGGCUGCAGUGGGCCGAGGAGCUGCAGCUCCGGCAGGACGCACUGUUCUGGGACCAACAGGGCGGAGGCUACUUCUGCAGUGACCCCAGCGACGGCACUGUGCUGCUGCAACUCAAAGAGGAUCAAGACGGAGCAGAGCCCAGCGCUAACUCUGUGUCGGCGUCCAAUCUCCUGCGUCUGUCCCACUACACCGGAAGAGAGGAGUGGCUUCAGAAGUCCCAACGACUGCUGACGGCUUUCUCCGAACGUCUCACGAAAAUUCCAAUAGCCCUGCCCGAAAUGGUCCGGUCUCUCAUGGCGCAGCACUACACACUCAAACAGAUCGUGAUCUGCGGUCGGAGGGAUGCCUCGGACACCGCAAGCCUUCUCGCCGCAGUCAACUCCCUCUUCCUACCACAUAAGGUGUUGAUGCUGAAUGACAGCAGUGACGGUUUCCUGUCCCGGCGUCUGCCCGCCCUGUCCUCCAUGUCGCAGCAGAGCGGUGUCGCCGCCGCCUACGUCUGCCAGGAUUUCAGCUGCUCUCUGCCCGUCACUGACCCCGAAGAUCUGCGCCGGCUCCUGCUGGACGGGGUCGCGUGAAUGUGGACCAGAAGUACUUUUACAGACUUGAGACUUUUAACACUUGGAAAUCUAUCUGCAACUCGAGCCUGUCUGUGCGUUUGCCUGGAAAUCCAAAGCUACAUUAGUUGUUGAAGUCGCCAUGAGGUGACCUGAGCCAGACCUUUAACUCCAGCUUGUUUGUCAUGAGCAGCACCAGCUAAAUAUUACCUCGGACACCAACUGUUAUCUUUUAAUCUUUGCUGACCUUAUGAGACAGAUGGUCGAUGUAUUCAAGUGUACAAUAUUGUCCUUUUAAAGGAACACGCACAUCAGCAGUGGCAGCUUAAUGGAAGACGCUUCCGCACUUGUACAGAAAUGUCCUGACUUGACUGUUAGCCCAGAAGUAAACUGCAGACUCAGAGCGCUUGGAUGAACUGGACCGACACUAUUUUAGCUGUCUUGCCUCUGUCGUUCCUUUGUAGCUCCCGUGUCGCAGCCUCCACUUUCGUGUCACAUGGAUCUGACAGCAGACGCCCCGCAUGCCCCGGUUUGUGAGCGAGUGUACAAACGGAGGUUUGUUUGCAGGUUUGUACGAGUCCAAGUACACGCAGUAAAAUUGUACUUCCUCACAGAGAAGGAGCUUCACAUCCGCUCUUUACCUUAACGUUGAGGGUUAAGACACCGGGGCACAUCAUGUACACAAAUACGCACAACCCUGAGGGAUAAAGCUAAUUCUCUUAUCAAAUUUGAUGCUUCAAGGGUGGUUACUAUCUUGGAACAGGGUGUUACAAAAGGGCUCCAUGAACACAUCUUCAAAGCUGUGAUUUGUCUCUGAAACACUAUUUUUAUUUCUUUUAUUUCACUGACUCCUCUCCAUGUCUUUAUCGCUAUCAAUAAAGAAAGUUGAACUCGC